AUGCUGCACGGCCCCGGCGCCCUGGGGGGGCCGUGGCAGCCCCCGCAGCAGCAGCAGCAGCGGCUCCCGGGGCUCGGCACAGCCUCGGUGCCCAGCGCCUGGCCCUCGGCGGCGGCGGCGGCGGCGGCGGCGGCGGCUGCGGGGGGGGGGCCGGGCACGGCGACCCCGGGAGGCGGCGGCGGAGGAGGCGACGGCGACGGCGGCGGAGGAGGAGGAGGAGGAGGGGGGUCCCCGGCCGGGGGCGGCGUGGGGGGCCCGGUGAGCCCCUGGGACAUCGCGCUGUGCGCCACGGGCACGGCGGUGGCGGCGGAGAACGCGCUGGUGCUGGCGGUGCUGUUCUACACGCCCAGCCUGCGGGCUCCCACCUUCGUGCUGAUCGGCAGCCUGGCGCUGGCCGACCUGCUGGCCGGGCUGGGGCUGGUGGGCAACUUCGCCGUGCGCUACCUGCUGCGGCCCCCCAGCGAGGCGGCGGAGCUGGGGGCGGCGGGGCUGCUGCUGGCCGCCUUCUCCGCCUCGGUGUGCAGCCUGCUGGCCAUCACGGUGGACCGCUACCUGUCGCUGUACAACGCGCUCACCUACCACAGCGAGCGCACGCUGGGCUUCACCUGCGCCACGGUGCUGCUGAUGUGGGCGCUGUGCCUGGGCGUGGGGCUGCUGCCGCUGCUGGGCUGGAACUGCCUGCGGGAGCCCAGCGCCUGCAGCGUGCUGCGCCCCGUCACCAAGGACAACGCGGCCGUGCUGGCCGUCGCCUUCCUGCUGCUCUUCGCCCUGAUGCUGCAGCUCUACCUGCAGAUCUGCAAGAUCGCCUUCCGGCACGCCCAGCAGAUCGCCGUGCAGCACCAGUUCAUCGCCACGGCGCAGGCCACCUCCACCCGCAAAGGGCUCUCCACGCUCUCGCUCAUCCUCGGCACCUUCGCCCUGUGCUGGAUCCCCUUGGCCAUCUACUCGCUGGUGGCCGACUCCAGCUACCCCGCCGUCUACACCUACUCCCUGGCGCUGCCCGCCACCUGCAACUCCCUCAUCAACCCCAUUAUCUACGCCUUCCGCAACCCCGACAUCCAGAAGUCGCUCUGGCUGGCCUGCUGCGGCUGCAUCCCCUCCGCCUUCUCCUCCAGGCCAAGGACAUCUAGCGACGUGUGA
Cygnus atratus (black swan) is the source of this 1140-nucleotide messenger RNA. RefSeq names its product G-protein coupled receptor 12-like. The record is from RefSeq and is a predicted model, not a curated record. Gene Ontology annotation, biological process: G protein-coupled receptor signaling pathway. The transcript has a single exon. Bases 1 to 1140 code for a protein of 379 amino acids. Gene Ontology annotation, molecular function: G protein-coupled receptor activity. Gene Ontology annotation, cellular component: membrane. Lineage: Eukaryota; Metazoa; Chordata; Aves; Anseriformes; Anatidae.